UAUGACGAUGUCUCUAGACCACUCUGAAACUGCAGUCAUCACUUGUGGUGCAGGUACAUGGUUUGCUGUGGUUCAAGAAGGCAACUCAUCAUCACCUUUUAAAGAACAACUAAGUGUUAGCUGCCUUCGACGUUGAUACUCGCGUCCCAUGAACGAACAAAAACAUUUUUUGAAAGCGUCCAGGUAGUCUCGCUCAGCCUAAUGAAGGUCUGGAUUUUGAGUCAGGUUGCAUUUAGGGCUGCCGUUAUGAUGCCCAAACAUUCCGUAGACAUCCCACAAUCGCAAGACAAUUUACUAGACGCUGUCAACACUAAGACAAGAAUGUCACAUUAACUUUCCUGAAGCUAAUGGUCGAAUCUAAAAGAACAACAGAUGGAGGGAGCUACUGGCGCUCAGCAAAAAAAAAAUCUGAAAACCUGAGCAUGUCCCAAGUCGAAGAAACUCAAUGGUUCUGGCAUCAUCUGAGGAGAGAAAGCGGAGUUAGCGUUUCUGCAUCCAGUGAACCUUCUUCAGAACUGGCCAUGGCUCAAAUGCUAACUCGGUUUUCUCUCUCCACGGAGGCUGCCAGACCUGCUCCAGCACUUUUUCUUUUCAGUUCAGACCUUUAGCACCCACAGUUCUCUAUAUCAUUCCCCAAAUGGGACAGUCAGUACCUGUCGAUUGUUAUGAGCAUUCCGGGUUUACAGAGCGUGGAGGACAUUUCCCUUUUAAGGCCCCUUUUUCCUCCUCAGCCAGUUUAAAGCAGUGCACGAGGGGCCGGCGGUUGGGCCUGGGAUGGAGGGGGAGGGGCGAGGUGCUAGGUGCUGCACGGCGGGGAUGUUCGCGUCAGUUCCGGCAGUCUCACGCCUCGCGCGGUAAGAUGGCGGCGCAGUUAACGGACGCGGAAUUGUUUUCCGAAUUGAAAAAGUUCGGUUUGGUCCCGGGUCCCGUGACCGAGAGCACGCGCCCCGUCUACCUGAAGAAGCUCAAGAAGCUGCGCGAGGAGCGCGGCGCCAGACCUAAAACCAGGAACGGCGGCAGCAGCAGCGGGGGAACAGGCCCGAGUUCGGGCCUGGGCCUCGGCGGGUUCACCACCUCCACGUCUGCCCCCGUAACCCCGGGCAAGCUGCUGGGUUUCAGCUCGGACGAAUCGGACGCCGAGCCCAACGGCAGAAGGAGCGAGGCCGGCAAGAGGACGAGCAGGACGGAUAAAGCUCCAGGCGACUGCCCCCGCCCGCGGCCUAGUCACAGCAAAGGGAGGAACACUCCUCCGAGAAUGGUGAACAGCAACAAUAACAGCGGCAGUGGAGGGGGCCUUUCGUCCGGGAAAGGGAACCCCACCCCUUGGUGGAGGCCGAACACAAGCGGCGGCGUCCAGCAGUCGCCGGAGGAAGAGGAACGACCUCUGGGAACAGAUCUGCAGAGCCACAACAACACCAGCAGCAAUCGAGUCUCCUACGUUAGGGAUGGUAAUUACUCUGACUCCGAGGAUGAGCGAGAAGAAGAGUCGAGCCGGAGACCCAACUCCAGGCGGAGUCUCUCCAAGAAAUUACUGGCCACCGUUAACAAUCAUAACCCGAGAGCGAUGGUGGAGGAGGGCGGCGCCAAACGGAUCCACGACGUCGCCGGCGGUCCUUACUGUCUAGACGCAAGGAGAGACCAACUGGAGGAGGAGGAAGAGGAUCAGAGGGAGAAAGACGCCACAGCGGAGCCCACCAUGUUAUUGCGGUUCCGUAAUUCCUCUUCCAAAAAGAUUGGCCCAGGACUGCUGGCUUCUGAGAAGGAGAGUCUUUAUAAGAGCAGCACCAGAAACAAUAAUCACGUUAGCGCCACAAGUAAUUUUAUCACCAGUCCAAGUGGCCCUUCGUCCUCCCUUCUGAUCAAUGCUAAUCACUCAAACCAUACGGGCAGUAACCACAUUUACAGUGCAUAUCGUAAAAGCCCCAGAGAGCCUGAGGAGGAACUAUUGCAGCAAUUUAAAAGGGAGGGGGGUUCGGCGACCGGUGGGUUCAGUGCACACUACUUAUCCAUGUUUCUUUUAACUGCUGCAUGUCUGUUUUUCGUCAUAUUGGGACUUACCUAUAUAAGGAUGAGGGGUUCUGGAGGAACAGGAGGAGUUCUUAACGUGCAUUCACAUCUCCCCUAUAGUGUGGCACCCAGAACUAUUGACAGUUAUCCAGUAAAAUCGCAGCCAUUUGGAAUAGAUGAGAAGGUUGAAGAGAAAAGAGUAAUUCUGAUUAUUCUUCAUAGACUGCAUGAUCACCUAGCAAAAAUAGCAGGGGACUACGAUUGUGGAGAUCAUGUCCAUUAUAAAAACAGAAGUCUGCCUGUCCAAGAUGCUGCUGAAUAUGUAACUGUUCUUGAUCCCAAUCAUGAAAAGAAAUUUAAUGGUUCACUACAAUGGAUUUUACAGAGUACAGAUGAUUUUGGUAUAAAGUUGCUUGGCAGUGACUCUGAUGUCAAGGUAAAUGAUGUGAGUGAAGUACAGUAUCUGGAGUCCACGCAUCCACAGAUGUCAUUUAUCUGCCGCUUUCGCCGUGCAUUCCUAACUGUCUUGCACAGGAUGUUUAUAUUUCUUGUGGGUGUGGGAAUUGUGUGGGCAGUGCUUCAUUACAUGAAGUAUCGUUGGCGGAAGGAAGAGGCAGAGACAAGACAGAUGUAUGACAUGGUGGAAAGAAUCAUAGAUGUUCUGAAAAGCCAUAAUGAAGCCUGCCAAGAAAAUAAAGACUUACAGCCUUAUUUGCCUAUUCCCCAUGUACGUGAUUCUCUCAUACCACCCCAGAAUAGGAAAAAGAUGAAAAAGGUGUGGGAGAGAGCUGUUGUUUUUGUUGAAACCAAUGAGUCCCGUAUUCGGAAAGAAACCCAAAGAGUAGGAGGAGGAGAUUUCUUAGUUUGGAGAUGGACUCAACCGUCUUCAACUUGUGAUAAAAUAGCAGUUGUGCCGUCCAAAGUAUGGCAAGGAAAAGCUUUCCAUCUUGAUGGUAGAAAUUCUCCACCGAACAGUUUGACACCUUGUUUAAAGAUUCGGAAUAUGUUUGACCCUGUCAUGGAAAUUGGGGAUGACUGGCAUAUUGCAAUUCAGGAAGCAAUCCUAGAAAAGUGCAGUGACAAUGAGGGAAUUGUUCAUAUUGCUGUGGAUAAGAAUUCACGUGAGGGUUGCGUGUAUGUGAAGUGUUUGUCACCAGAAUAUGCUGGCAAGGCUUUUAAAGCACUUCAUGGCUCAUGGUUUGAUGGAAAACUAGUGACUGUAAAAUAUCUGAGAUUAGAUCGUUAUCAUUAUCGCUUUCCUCAGGCUGUCCAUUGCAACACUCCGUUAAAGCCAUCAAAUAGGUACAUGAAUUCAAUGUCACAUCUGCGUCUUCUGACCAACACAGCUAACUCUCAAGGAGCCUCAUGAGACCUCUCCUAUCCCUGCCAGUACUGUUACACUGCAGCGAGAAGUCCUGCUUGAAUGCUCUGUCUUCCUUUUUAUUGCUUUUAUAUGUACACUUUUUGUAUUAUAAGGAGUGCAUCUUUUGUGUUAAGAUGCCAGAAAGCUGGAGAAAAUUUCCAAAGGCGCUAUCUGUAACAUUUCAGUGUAUUGGGAUUAACAAGUAGUGGCAUAGAAGUAAAACAAGAUAUGACUUUCAUGCAGCAGUUAUAAUUCUUAGACUGUGUACUGGGCAUGAACCGUUUUGUUUACUGAAAUUGUGAAAACUUGGGUGUCUUGGGGAUUAAUCAUGUACACUACGGUUCAAUCAGUAUUUGACUGAGCUAAAGGAGAAGAUAUUAGUCGGUCAGAUGUGACUACUCAAAAUCUUUUUGCAUAUUUGGAAUUGCAGUGCUUGAAUAUAAAUUUGCGAGUGUAAAUUUGGUGCAAAAUGAUCAUCUGACAAUUGCAAAUAACAUGGAGCAAGUACACAACAUGUAGGGCACAUUACAACAGAGCUGUUGAAAGCUGUCAACAGAAAUUUGAAAUGAAGAAGGGCAACUUCAUAGUGUAGCUGUCUGCUUAAUGAGAUCUGAUUUAUUUUGUGCAAUAAACAUGUCUGGAUUAAAUAUGGAUUAAUACUAGCAAUAUCAUGCGGAAGGAAGACCCAGCAGUGUUAUGUAGAAUGUCAUAGUUUGCAGAAUGACAAAUGUGCAGUUUACUCAAAUAAUACCAACAAAACUGGCUUAGUUUGAUUAACAACUUCGUCUAUAUUACAUUAAGUAAAUGCAAGCAAUCUGAAUAAUGGAAUUAUUGGUAGAAUGAGUAUAGAUUUAUGUUCAUUUAAUCUUGGUUUCAUUAUUUAUUCCAAAUUUGGGUCAUAAUCUGCAGGCAAGAGCAUUUCAACAUGGAAUUGCACAAAAUGCACAAUUUACUGAGUAAACAUGAUGCACACUGCCUGCAGCAGAGCCUUACUGUGCCUUACCUUUGUGUGCUUGAUGCAGGCACUGUAACUUCAUUCCAAGUUUUAACAAGUUCAACGUAGAGAAGUAGCCAGUUUGUUCUGUACAACUUUGUUGCACUUUGGUUAAGAAGUUGUACUAAAAGUAAAACAAGACAUCUUGCUGUACCACAUGUGCAUCGUGUGAUGGUGUUAAUAUUAUUCAUGUUUUUGAGCCAACACAUCAUGCACCUGAUUUGUUCUGUUGUAAAACUGUGCAAGUGGAUUUGGCAUUUUUUUAAGAUGGGGCACUAUUUGAUGCAGAUGCAUCUUUGAAUUUUCCAGCUUCUAUGAUGUAUUUCAUUUUAUGUAAACAUUGUACAUUUAUAUAUUGUAAUAUGUACCAUUAUGCAGCUUAUUUUGCUUAUAACUGUUAAACUUGACAAUAUCCUACCUGCAAGACAGAUGGGAAGGUGUAUAAUAUCCAGAUGUUCAAAAAGUUCAGAUGUUUAAUGUAAUUUGUCAUUUGUCUUGUAAAAACACUCUAAUUAAAGGUUUACUAGGGGUUUUUAAAAUGCU
Molecule: messenger RNA, 4907 nt
Organism: Chiloscyllium plagiosum (whitespotted bambooshark)
Lineage: Eukaryota; Metazoa; Chordata; Chondrichthyes; Orectolobiformes; Hemiscylliidae
Gene: lemd3
Product: LEM domain containing 3
Biological process (GO): nuclear envelope organization; negative regulation of BMP signaling pathway
Molecular function (GO): chromatin DNA binding
Source: RefSeq, a predicted model, not a curated record